GGACUGAAUCAUGGUGGAGACUCAGGAGUGCUUUCCUUUUGGUUUUUUAUUGAAAUACCUGUUUACUUUGGUGGGACUGUUAUUGUUCCUGCUGGAUAUAGCGCUGGACAUUUGGACUGUUGUGUCAUUUUAUCAGGAUGGAGCCUAUGUGUAUAUGGCAGUAAUGAUCUUUCUGCUGCUGGGCUCUUCGGUGCUGUUACAGGUGUUCAGCUGGCUCUGGUACUCUGAUUCUAAGACUGAGACUAAGGUGGAGAAAUUUGCAGACCGGCAUUUGUUGAUCAAACCAUUCCACUUCCUGCAGCUCGGAGUUCAUCUCAGGUAUGCUGGGGUGAUAGAGACUUCCACAAAGGAUUUUCUUCAUCGCAUUAAUAAUUUCAGAAAUGAUGUGCAGCAUAGUACCAAAGAGGAUGGGAAUGCGAAGCUGAAACAUGAUUUUCUGAUGCUUCGUCUAUUUGAAGCAUUUUCUGAAAACACCCCACAACUCACACUCAUGAUGUCUAUAAUCCUACAGAGAGGAGAGCUGGAGCUUAUUACAGGAUUAAAAAUCCUCACAGCAGCUGCUGCAAUUGCCAUUAAUGUUGCCUUGUACCAUCGGGGCAUGCAUGUCUAUGGUUCUAAAGGACGCAAUAUGAGCUUGAUCUCCACAGUGAUUUACUUCCUGUGGAACUUGUUACUGAUUAUUCCCCGUGUAACUGCUCUGGCACUCUUCUGCAGUGUAUUGCCAUGCUACAUCGUAGCACACUUCCUGUCUCUGUGGAUGCUGCUGGUUUUAGUGGCCUGGAGCCAGAAAACAGAUCACAUGAAAAGUCCUGGUUGGGAAUGGCUCUUCAGAGCAGCUGUUGGACUCAUCUGGUACUUCAGCUGGUUUAACGUAUCAAAAAAAGGAAACAUAAAAGUAAAGAUGGCUCUCUAUUAUACUUUCAUGGCUUUGGACACAGUGAUGCUGCUGGGCUUCUGGUGCUGGAAGGUGUUUGAGUAUGCAGGCUGCUGGAGCUCCUUAAAUCCUUAUAUGGUGAUCCCGACACUAGUAGGUUUGUACGUCAUUGGAAUACUAGUGAAAAUUAUAUACUACAGAUGGUUUCAUCCCAAAAUGGCUGAACCCAGUGAAGGGCAGUUUAGACAAGCUGCAACAUAUGACGCAGACUCGACAGACUCGAGAGACUUGUCCCUGGAAGAUGCAGCUGCAGCUCCUGCGCAGCCUCUCACUGGAGUCCUCAAGAGGAGCAGGACCAUGGCUGCUAAUUUCUACUUUUAGUACUUGGUUGAACUUUUUGAAGAUUCCCCCUCCCCUUUCAAAAUUAAAGUUUGUAUUUAUAAUGUAUUUAAAUUUACAGUAAACCACAGUGCAGAACCACAGAGUUUACAGCAAAACAGUAUAUUUUAUUAACUGACAUGAUGUUAAUGUGUUUUGAUGUAUGUUAAUGUAUUUUUGAUCUGGAAGACUACUGCAGCAAUAUAUAAU
This is a messenger RNA of Onychostoma macrolepis, 1462 nucleotides long. Its product is annotated as XK-related protein 8-like. The record is from RefSeq and is a predicted model, not a curated record. Lineage: Eukaryota; Metazoa; Chordata; Actinopteri; Cypriniformes; Cyprinidae. The transcript is spliced from 3 exons. The coding region runs from base 11 to 1255 and encodes 414 amino acids. Gene Ontology annotation, biological process: phosphatidylserine exposure on apoptotic cell surface; engulfment of apoptotic cell; apoptotic process involved in development. Gene Ontology annotation, cellular component: plasma membrane.